This is a messenger RNA of Chlorocebus sabaeus (green monkey), 1274 nucleotides long. RefSeq lists its product as uncharacterized. The record is from RefSeq and is a predicted model, not a curated record. NCBI's taxonomy places the organism in Eukaryota, Metazoa, Chordata, Mammalia, Primates, Cercopithecidae.
GAAAGACAGCUUGUGUAGCGUGAAGGAACAGGAGGUUCCCGCAAGGCUCCACACAUUCCUAAGUCCCCAGAUGUGGCCGAGAGAGGAGCGCAGCCACAAACGUGCCGGCACGUGAGCGCCCAGGGCUGGCGCGAGGGCGCUGCAGCAGCCUUGGCUUGCAAGGCGGCCCGCUUUCUUCCAGGAAGCCCUCCCGGACACCGGCGGGGACCUAAUGGAAAGAGCUCCAUCCGCCCCCUUUUCCCCGAGUUCCAGCGCCCAGCACCGGGAGGGACUGGUUGCAGGCGGGCGGAGCGCAGGAAGGGCGCGCGGCAGUUCCAGUAUCCUACCUCGGGACGGUUGGCUUCAUGGCUGCAGAGCCUCUCCGGGCGGCGGGACAGUGGGGGCUGCUGCUGCUGCUGCUGCUGCUGCUGGGCCUGGGACUGGGGCUGGGGCCUGGGCUGGGGCUGCUGGGGCUUGCUGCGGCCGUCACCUCAUUCCAUGUCCCAUUCUCGAAUGUUAUUCUGUGACAUAUAACCGAGUCACCCGGGCAGCCGCCGAUGUUCCGAAUGCGUCCAUUGGCCACCGCAACAAAGAGGGGCGGGUCCUGGGCUCGGGACUCUACAACCCGGAGCUCCGCGACGUUCUGAUUGGCUCCAGGGGUUCCCUGGCGGGAGGGGACCGGAGUAGGGGGAGCCUGGCUGCCACGCGAAAUCCGAUCGCUGUCGUGUCCUGGGAGCCCCGCGGGCUGGAGCGUUUGGCCAUAGGACUUAAGAUCGAGCUUCCCCAGGGGUCGUGGCACUUCUAGGGUUUGCAACUGUGGAAGCAGAAGAGAAACAAAACCACCCAAGAAGUGACCCCGCGGAAGCAGAGGGUUUGGCAUCAGAACAGCAUUCCCUGAGGGACGCUGGACACACUCACCUGCCUCUACCCGGGAUGGUCAGCAGGCCAGCUCUGAGCGAAGCAGUUAUGAGAGCUAUGCUAAGUGAACCUUGAAUUAAGAAGACAGUUCUCAGAGAGCCACUGAGGGUGGAUCAGUUUCUGAAUGCUAACCCUGACAAGUUGCCUGUCAUGGAACCGGAACUUCUCUUCCAUAGGAGGGCAGAGACCCCUGAAGGGUAGUUGAGAGCCAGGGCUUGGGUGAGAAGACCUGGAUUCUGGACUUAGCCCUGCACUGCUCACUGAGACAGAGUCCAUACCAAGGACUUUAUAGAUUCAAUAAUGGGAAUAGGGCAGACACGGUGCCUCACACCUUUAAACCCAGCACUUUGGGAGAAAGAGGAGGAAGGAUUACUUGA